GUGAUCUUGUUUGAUUUGUCUUAACAUAUAGAUUAUUAAUAUAUAAUUUCUAUAAUUUUUUUAUAUACAAAUUACAAGAUAAAAUGGAUUAAAAAAGUGUAUUGGAUGAUGGAUGUUGCUUGGAUGAUCCCGCAUGGAAACCGCCGCACAUUACAGAACCUGGAAGAGCUCCCCUUGCACUCAGAGGAAGCAAAGAAGAAGUUUCUCACUUGGGGAAACACGAAGAUGCUCCAGCCUCCCAUGGUGCUAGACCCUGCCUAUCUGGAUGAACUAGGGCACUGGCAGGACAUUGAUGAGUUGUUGUACGACCCAAAAUGGAGGAUCCUGUUGUUCUUGCAUGCACCAGCUAGCCUGGAAGUCACCAUCGAGUUUCUUUGCUCUCUCCGCUUCCUCAAUGACGGAGAGGAGGUUAAGUCAGCAGCUGAAGUCACCUCCAUCACAAAGGUCACGUUCACUUUGAUGGGACCACUGCUGAACCUUACCGUGGCAGACUUAGGGUGGCUGAUUGGUCUUUACACGCUUGAUGAAACGCGGAGCCUUGCCUUUGCUAAUCUGCCCGACCAGGUGGAUCCAAACCGUUCUCACGGCCCUGACGUGGUGUUUGAUUCCGAUAUGCUAUUUUUCUGGAGUCUGGAAGCACGGGUACCAGUCAAUCUAGCAACUUUUGUGUCUCGAUUCCUAUUUGCUCAGUCAACUUGCAACCACCAGUUUGUCUUGUGUGGGCCAAUGGUUACGCUUCUGGCCCGAGGAUUAUGUAUGUCAGUUCCCGAUGUUCUCCCAGAAGCUGCAAGCAUGUUCCGUCCGCCAACAGGGUAUUUGGCCCAGAUUGCUUACAAUAAGGAAGAUAAGGAGGCACGUCCCAGACGGCAGCGUACUAUGCCUAUGACCCUUCGCGAGCUUUCGCAAGCUAUGUUUGCAUUUCAGGAUUCUGUAGACUCUCGCUUGAGGAGCAUGGAGACGGUCCUUCUCACGCAACAAUGGCAGGUGGAGGAAAUACUUGAAUACACUUGGGAACAAGGAACAAAGAAGGCCGAGCAUGGGGUAGGUCCUAAACAAGGCAAACGUCAGGGAUAGUGAGAUCCCUAAUUUCUUAUUACUGCAUUCAGAACAUCAUUUUUGGAUAUUUAUAUGAUCUUAUUUUGGAAUUCUAUUCUUUUUAUAACUCUUAAAACCCCUUUGAGAUUAUUUUAUGAAUUAUUCAUAUUUACAUGUUAUGGUCAUCUAUUAUUUCAAUCUUCAUUGUUGAAUCUUAUAAGUAUUACGAUAAUUUAGCAAUUGCAUGUGAGCAUUUCAACAAUUAACUCCAAUACCAAUAACACUCUUAAACCACG
This is a messenger RNA of Cuscuta campestris, 1331 nucleotides long. The record is from the annotation of a GenBank genome assembly. NCBI's taxonomy places the organism in Eukaryota, Viridiplantae, Streptophyta, Magnoliopsida, Solanales, Convolvulaceae.